Molecule: messenger RNA, 581 nt
Organism: Rubroshorea leprosula
Lineage: Eukaryota; Viridiplantae; Streptophyta; Magnoliopsida; Malvales; Dipterocarpaceae
Source: the annotation of a GenBank genome assembly
AACAAUGAAAAAUCAAGAAGAAAAGGUAACCACCUUACCCUUGGAGAUUGAAGGACAACUUGGAGAAGUAGAAAUUAUGCCUGCAGAAACUAAACAAGAGGAUGUCCCUAAGGAGGAAGAGGAAAAAGCUCAAGUGUCAUUUGAAAAAAACACUUAUGAGGAUUCAUUUGAGAUUUACUUUAUUCAAGCAAAGGACCCAAUCAAAGAAUACAUAAAUUGCUUGAACACAUCAUCUUCCUUGAAAUCAAAGGGGGCACUCCUAGAAGAAUUGGGAAGGACAUCUGCUGGCCUAAACCCAAACCACCUCAAAAUAGUCAUUGGAGAAAAUCUUAUGGUGGAUUCAAUUUAAGGGUCAUUGAACAAGUUUGGGGGACAAGAUUAUGGAAAUUCACAUGCUAGAAGUCUCCUCUAAAUGAAGACAACUCAACUUCAAAACUUCAAUUUUAAGUCUUUAAGUGCAAAACCUGGGAAGUUUCUCUUUUCUCUUACUUUUAUUUUACAUUGAGGACAAUGUUUGAUUUAAGUUUGGGGGAGAGAUACACUUUUAGGCAUCCAUUAGUUGCAUUCAUAUUUGCAUGAUA